Molecule: messenger RNA, 1776 nt
Organism: Acanthoscelides obtectus
Lineage: Eukaryota; Metazoa; Arthropoda; Insecta; Coleoptera; Chrysomelidae
Source: the annotation of a GenBank genome assembly
AUGGAGGUAGGAAAUGUAAAAUUUCUGGAUUCUCUCAAUUAUUUUCCUAUGCCUCUAACUGCUCUACCCAAGGCGUUUGAUUUGAAAGAGCUAAAGAAAGGAUACUUUCCACAUUUAUUCAACACUUUGGCUCAUCAGAAUUAUGUAGGGCCAAUUCCAGCGCUCGACUUCUACGAUCCCGACCAUUUAAAGGAAGACGCUCGGGAAAAAUUAUUAAAAUGGCAUGGCGAAAGACAAGCGGAGGGAUACGUUUUUGAUUUUCAGAAAGAAAUCGUUGAAUACUGUAUCUCCGAUGUGGAAAUAUUGACACAGGCGUGUCUCAAAUUUCGAGACCUGAUGAAAACCGAAACCACAGUCGAUCCCUUCCAGGAAAGCACCACUAUUGCAUCAUGCUGUAACAAAGUCUUUAGACGCAAUUUUUUAAAACCUGAGACGAUCGGGGUAAUUCCAAAAGGGGGCUAUAGAUGGCGUGAAAAUCAGUCAAAAAUUGCCAUCCAAUGGCUGUUGUGGGAGGAACAUCAAAGAGGAAUCAAAAUUCAACACGCCGCUAAGGGUAUAGAAACCAUUGUUAAGGGACAUAAAGUAGACGCCUCUCUGUCGCAGAUGUCAGGACUUAUUAAAUGCCAGAUUCUACCGAACCAGAACUUAUAUCACCCCGUUUUACCGUCAAAAAUGAACAACAAAUUGAUGUUUGUUAACUGUCAAAAAUGUGGUGAAGAUUUCGUUCGAGAAGAGUGUCAGCAUUCUAUUCAAGAAAGAAGCCUAAAAGGAACUUGGGUGAUAGAAGAGGUGCUCAAAGCUAUUGAAAAAGGUUACCAGAUUAUAGAGACUUACGAAAUAUGGGAAUACGAUACAAUUCAGCUCAGUAAAGACCAAGAGGGGUUAUUUAGCGGAAUGAUGAACAAGUUUCUACAAAUAAAACAACAAGCUUCAGGAUGGCCCAAACAUUGCUUAACGGAUGAAGAAAAAAACCGUUAUAUUGAUGCAUUUUUGGAUAGAGAAGACAUAAAGCUGGAAUUUUCAAAAAUUAUAGAGAACCCCUGUUUGAGAUCGUUAGCUAAACUUAUGCUGAAUUCCUUUUGGGGUAAAUUUGCUCAAAAAGAAAACCAAAACAAAACCUCAAUAGUCAGAGACUGUGGUGAAUUCUUUGAUAUGCUGACUAAUCCUUCUAUUCAUGUAAAUACAGUUCUCCCGGUAAACGAAGAAACCCUUCUCAUAACUUGGGAAUUUAGAGAAGAGGCCUAUGACGUUUCUUCAACGGUUAACGUUGUAUUGGCUUCAUAUGUCACGGCCCUAGCUAGACUAAAAUUAUAUUCAUUCUUGGAGAAAGUGGAAGAAAGGGCAGUUUACGUAGAUACAGAUUCAUGUAUUUAUAUCUCUCGUAAGGGAUUAGACGACAUAUCUACAGGCGACUUCAUAGGUGAUAUGACCGAUGAGCUCAAUGGGGGUUUCAUAUCAGAGUUUGUUUCUGGAGGACCUAAGAACUACGCCUACAAAUAUACUACUUUGUCUGGAGAGGAACAGAUCGUAUGUAAAGUAAAAGGCAUAUCACUCAACUACAAGGCAUCCCAAGUAGUCAAUUUUGAGAAAAUAAAAGACAUGGUGCUGAAGAAAUCUGAUCCUGUUUCUGUACUUUCUCGACAGCUACGACGUACAAGAGAGCAUGCAGUAGUAACAGUCGAGUUUCCUAAGGUAUACAAGAUAACUUCAAUGAAAAGGAAAUUCUAUGAAGAUCAUACCUCUGUACCAUUUGGAUUUAAGAAAAUAAAGUAUUGA